Molecule: messenger RNA, 1008 nt
Organism: Sphenostylis stenocarpa
Lineage: Eukaryota; Viridiplantae; Streptophyta; Magnoliopsida; Fabales; Fabaceae
Source: the annotation of a GenBank genome assembly
AUGGAGCAGAACAAGAAUCAGAGCCAAACACUCACUUCCUCACCCCUUUCUCCUUUCACUCAACCAAUCCGUUGCAUAGUCAAACUCGGAGGAGCAGCAAUCACCUGCAAAAAUGAAUUGGAGAUGAUAAAUGAGGAGGUUCUUCAGAAGGUUUCAGAACAGCUGAGGCAAGCAAUGAUUACAUCUUCUGAGAAGCCUCCCGGGAUGGAUUGGAGCAAGAGACCUGGAGGGUCAGAAAUUUGUUGCAACCCGGAAGAAUUUGGAGAUCAUUCUCCAAUUGAAUGUAGUCCUUUCAUUGUUGUUCAUGGAGCAGGUUCUUUUGGGCACUUCCAAGCUUGCAAAUCUGGUGUUCACAAGGGGCAACUGAAUAAACCUCUUGUCAAAGGUGGCUUUGUUGCUACCCGAAUAUCUGUAACAACUCUUAAUCUGGAAAUUGUUAGAGCACUAGCCAGAGAGGGCAUUCCAUCAAUUGGAAUGUCACCUUUCUCAUGUGGAUGGUUCACCAGUGAGAGACAUAUAUCUUCAGCUGAUUUAUCUUCAGUGGCUAAGGCAAUUGAUUCUGGUUUUACACCGGUUCUGCAUGGCGAUGCAGUGCUUGAUGAGAUUCAGGGAUGCACUAUUUUGAGUGGAGAUGUUAUCAUAAGUCAUCUGGCUGCGUACUCAAAGCCUAAAUAUGUUGUUUUUCUGACAGAUGUAUAUGGGGUAUAUGAUCGCCCUCCAACAGAACCUGAUGCAAUACUCUUAAAGGAGAUUGCUGUUGCUGACGAUGGAAGCUGGUCAGUUGUAAAACCGACAUUGCAGAACUCAAUUGAACUAACAGUUGCUGCUCAUGAUACAACUGGUGGCAUGAAAACAAAGAUAUCAGAAGCUGCAAUGAUAGCAAAACUUGGAAUUGAUGUCUACAUUGUUAAGGCAGCUACAAGCCACUCAUUAAGGGCCUUAAAUGGAGAUCUGAGAAGCAGCAUCCCUGAUGACUGGCUUGGGACCGUUGUUCGGUCCUUGAGAUAA